AUAUUCGCCAAACAGAAGCUGUUUUCUGGUGGGACUGGGAGAGCGAGGUGUCUCUUCACAUGUCGCUGCCUCCACUAACUUGGAAAAUAGCUCAUGAAAUCAAGUGUCAGUAUUUGUGGGGGGGGAUUUGCAAUUGUUGGCUUCAUCUCUGUCGAUAGGGAAUGAAUGACGAGACAACACCGGGCAGUUGCAAGAUAAACUCUGGGUGCUCCAGUAUUGAGCAAAUGCUGGCUGUGAACCCCGGCAAGACACCCAUCAGUCUGCUACAGGAGUAUGGAACGCGGAUAGGUAAGGCAGAGAUGGUCUAGGAAUGCUUCCUCUUCUGUCUCAGAGUCUGGGUAACACCCCAGUGUAUGACCUGCUCAAGGCCGAGGGCCAGGCGCACCAACCCAACUUUACGUUCCGCGUGUCCGUGGGAGAGAUCAGCUGCACCGGCCAGGGGCCCAGCAAGAAGGCUGCCAAACACAAGGCAGCAGAGGCCGCCCUGAAGAUGAUGAAAGGAGGACUAGGGGGACCAGUGGUGCUGGGAGAAGGAUUGGGAGAAGGGUUUAUUGGGGCGGAAGAGCCUUUGGAUGGGGACAGUUCUCCGUCAGAGAUGAAGACUUCAGGAAGCGGCACGUCUCAGCAGUCAGAAUGCAACCCUGUGGGAGCUCUGCAGGAGCUGGUGGUUCAGAAAGGCUGGCGUCUGCCAGAGUACACCGUGACCCAGGAGUCGGGGCCUGCCCACCGCAAGGAGUUCACCAUGACAUGCCGGGUGGAGAGAUUUGUUGAAAUUGGCAGUGGCACAUCGAAGAAACUAGCCAAGCGGAAUGCAGCAGCUAAGAUGUUGUCCAGGAUCCACGAUGUUCCUGUAGACCUGAGGAGCAGCCACGAGACUGAGCCUGAGGAUGACACUUUUAUCAUGAACAUGGGUGGGGGCAGGGUGGAGGCAGGGAAGUGUAAAGGUCUGGGCUGUACCUGGGACUCUCUGAGGAACUCUGCUGGGGAGAAGAUGCUGCAGCUAAGGAGCCACCCUCUGGGCAUGCCCAGCUCUGACUUCUGCUCGCUGCUACACGACCUCUCAGAGGAGCAGCGCUUUGACGUCAGCUACCUCGACAUAGAGGAGCGCAGUCUGAGCGGUCUGUGCCAGUGUCUGGUAGAGCUAUCCACUCAGCCAAUCACGGUGUGCCACGGCUUCGCACCCAAUCAGGACGGUGCCCGCGCCAGCGCAGCCCACAAUGCACUGCAAUACCUCAAAAUCAUGGCUGGGGGGAAGUGACCGUCUCCCAGACCAACCUCUCUCCAUGGCAACGACCUAGACCCUGAUCACGUGACACAUCCACCUCUGAGGGUGGAAGCAUCUUCCAACCAAUGGUGGUCAAGGGUCAACCAUUGAUUGAUCCAGAAUUACCCAUGAUGUGGGAAUUGGAAUUUGUCUGUGUCCCCCCCCCCCCCCCCCAGCCAGCCCUGUAGUUCUCCUAUCUGGUCUGUUCAUUCCUAAAUGCCCCCUUGAAGACAUCCCACAUAGCCCUAGAUAAUUUGUCCCUAUGCCUUGAAGAUAUCCCACAUAGUCCUCAAUGUCCUCUUGAUUGGCUACACCAUUUAUUUGGAUGGUCAGUCACCCACCUCCUCUGCUGUCACAGGCCUAGAGAGAUACUCUGCAGGGAAAGGGCGAAAUACAUUUGACAACGACCCCCCCGUUUGACUGUAGCCUCAUUGACUGUUUUAUUUGUUGCCACAUCUACAAUGAUUGGCUUUGGUUGCCUUUUCAUUAGCUAGUAAGUACUUUGUCGUCAACCAAAAAUACCUCCCCCUCGUUGAAGAAGUCUUGGCCUGAAUGAAGUCUAAUUUUGGACAUUGAAAAGUGGACCUUUUAACAACAUGAAUUCUUAAAUUAGAGACUUGUGUACUUUUAUUGCCAAGUAGACAAGAUCCAGCCCAUCUGUCUUGUCCUUUCAUUUGUGUUAAGUAAUUGACCUUUUUU
This is a messenger RNA of Oncorhynchus kisutch (coho salmon), 1963 nucleotides long. It is a transcript of the gene tarbp2, whose product is annotated as TAR (HIV) RNA binding protein 2. Gene Ontology annotation, molecular function: siRNA binding; pre-miRNA binding; double-stranded RNA binding. The record is from RefSeq and is a predicted model, not a curated record. Bases 311 to 1258 code for a protein of 315 amino acids. NCBI's taxonomy places the organism in Eukaryota, Metazoa, Chordata, Actinopteri, Salmoniformes, Salmonidae. Gene Ontology annotation, cellular component: nucleus; RISC-loading complex; RISC complex. Gene Ontology annotation, biological process: regulation of viral transcription; regulation of siRNA processing; regulation of miRNA processing. The transcript is spliced from 8 exons.